AUGCCUUCGAACGCAUCACGACCCAAAAUUUCCCACGAACAGGACAUCAACAACGUAGUCGGUGCGUCUAUCUUCUUCGCGUAUAUUGUGGCUGCCUUAGCCUUGACGACAUUUUUGACGUGGGAUCUGAUUGUCGCCCACCGACGAUGGAACACUUGCAGCCCAUCACGACGCGGAAACGGACAGAACCAUGCUCGCGAACUCGAUAGGAAAAUCAAGACAGCAACCUCUUUAGCGGUCUUGAGCUUCACGACACUGUCCUAUCACAUGCUGCAUUUCCUGAUCCGGUCUCAUCAACAGUGGACACUGAGACAGGAGCCAAUUUUCUCCAAUAUCGUUACAACCGACAGUGUUUUCAGUACAAUGACAAACCUUCGUAUCUGGGAAUGGGCAAAAGGAUCAACACUGUUCGAAGAUUUCGCACGAGUCAUCUGUUGUGACCCUCGGCGGUUCUGGUGGACUCAUCUCGUUCUACUGUACUCAUUUGGUUGGAAUUUGUACAUGAGUGUGAAAGGGACCCGACUCCAGAUUCCUCAUCUAUGGGCAUACCUCCUGCUUGAUCAGAUCUUACCGGUCUCCUUCACUCAAAAUCUCUUCGUCGUCGCCACAGCACUACAGGUGCAGCCUUCCUCUCCGAGUCAAAACUGGCAAGCGCCCGGGUCAAAGACCCAAGCGAUAAUCACUCUUGCUUAUCUAGCGAGUCUAACUGCUGCGCGCUUCUCCGUCGACAUACCAUAUUUCCUGCCAAACUUGGUUGUCAGUCGCCUUCUACUCUUCGCCCCAUUUCUGCUUCUCCGGCCCGCACUCCAGGCUCGAAACCCGCAGCAAACUGAAAUCGUGGUCAGUAUGUGGUCAAAGUACCGCCAUUCAAUCCUUGCGCUGGUCAUCGGUGGUAUCGUCAUGCAAAUCGUCCACACCGCCAUGAUACUCCCGGUUGUUACUCCGCUGGCCGCCGUCAACGAUGACCCAGCGACUAGUGCGCUCAGCUACGACUUCCUCCUUGGGCUUUUCAGUCUCAUUCUGUGCAACGUCGUCUGA
Messenger RNA from Exophiala bonariae, 1038 nucleotides. RefSeq lists its product as uncharacterized. The coding region runs from base 1 to 1038 and encodes 345 amino acids. NCBI's taxonomy places the organism in Eukaryota, Fungi, Ascomycota, Eurotiomycetes, Chaetothyriales, Herpotrichiellaceae. The transcript is spliced from 2 exons. The record is from RefSeq and is a predicted model, not a curated record.